CAUUAUUACUUGGACUGGAAAGUGAGAGGAAAACUGGAAAAGAAGGAAAGGCCGAAAUGGGCUUCCCACACAAAAGCAAAAGGAGAAAGGACAGAGGUUGAAAUUUGGAACUCAAUUCCCACUGUUGAGAAACUACCAAAAUUUUGAGCAGAGUUUUGUUGGUUCAUCCAUGGCUCUGUUCCGAGGACACAAGGCCUCCCUUUCCAAAUAUACUACCUCUCCUUAUCCAUGUAGCUAUCACGUGUUCUUGAGCUUCAGAGGUGAAGACACCCGAAAGAACUUCACUGAUCACCUCUACACGGCUCUGGUCAAUGCUGGAUUUCAUACUUUCCGGGAUGACCCUGAACUCGAGAGAGGGGAAAAUAUCAAGGAAAAGCUUGAGAAUGCCAUUCAACAGUCACGAAGUUCUGUGAUUGUGUUUUCAAAAGACUACACCUCUUCCAGAUGGUGUCUGGACGAGCUUGUCAUGAUCCUUGAACGCAAGAGGACCUCCGAUCAUGUCGUGUUACCGGUUUUCUACGACCUUAAUCCAUCUCAACUGAGGAAGAAGGCAGAAAGCCUUGUGAGGAGGCACAGUGGAGUUCUUGCAAAAGCAUUUGCCAGACUUGAAAAAAAGAAAAAAAAGCAAUCGCCGGAGAAACUGAGUAGGUGGACGGAAGCACUUGUUGAAGCUGCAGAUCUAGCAGGCCUGGUGUUAGAAAAUCAAGAUGAUGGGCACGAGUCAAAGUUCAUCCGAGAGAUUGUUAGAGAGAUUCAAGACAAGCUAGGACGUGUGCCCCUAAGUGAUGUCCAGAAGGAAUUAGAGGAUAAGUUGUUAUCUGUUAACCCUGUUCUUGAUGACGCCGAGGGGAAGCAAUUGAAAUUCCAAACGACUGUGAAGCCAUGGCUACAUAAUCUUAAAGAGGCUGUCUAUGAGGCUGAGGACCUGUUGCAGGAGAUCAAAACAGAAGCCUCGAGGCCAAAGAUAGAACACGAAGACGAAUAUGGGAGUAGCACGUGUGAGGUACAAGAGCCCAUCUCUACUCCAUCUCAUGCUUUUGACUCAGCUUUAAUAUACUCCAGGGUAGAGGAAGUUCUUGAAAGACUAGACGAAAUUUCGAAGCAGACAAAAGAUGUCCUGGAUUCGGAAGUAACCGCUGGACAGAGAGUAUCACAAACACUACCAUCAACUUCUUUGGUAGAAAAGUCUGUGUGUGGAAGAGAUGAAGAGAAAGAAACAUUGGUUAAAUUAUUGCUAUCAGAUGAUAAAAUAGGUGUGAUUCCUAUUGUGGGUAUGGGUGGGAUUGGAAAGACCACCCUUGCCCAGUUUGUAUACAAUGAUGUUAGAGUGAAGCAACAUUUUCACCUCCAAGCAUGGGUUUGCGUUUCAAAAGAAUUUGAUGCCCUUAGGAUCUCACAACACAUUUAUGAGUCCCUCACCUCAAAAGCUUGCCAAAUCACGAACCUAGAUCUGCUUCAAUCAAACCUGCAUGACAAUUUGAUGGGGAAAAGGUUCUUCUUUGUUCUUGAUGACAUCUGGAACAAAAAUUAUAACCAGUUGGAAUUCUUAAGACGUCCCCUUGAGUUUGGAGCACACGGAAGCAAGAUUCUUAUCACAACACGCGAUGAAGAUGUUUCACGUAUGAUGGGUAGCCUUGAAGCUCACUGUCUCAUGCCAAUGUCUGAGCAAGAUAGCUGGUCAUUAUUUAAAAAUCAUGCCUUCAAAAAUGCAGCUGUUGGUGCACACUCACAUCUUGAAGAAAUCGGUAGACAAAUUGUUCGAAAGUGCAAUGGUCUUCCUUUGGCUAUUAAAUCCCUUGGGGGUCUCUUAUGUUCUAAAUUGUUAGUGGACGAAUGGGAAAGUAUAUUGAACAGUGACAUGUGGGAGUUCUCGCCGGAUGAGAGUGACAUUCUGCCUUCUCUUUGGUUGAGCUAUAUGAAUCUGCCUUCACAUCUCAAGCGUUGUUUUGCACAUUGUUCGAUAUUUUCCAAGAACUAUAAGUUCAGAACAUCAGAAUUGGUUUACUUGUGGAAGGCUGAAGAUCUCUUGCAACCUAAAAAAAACAAAACAGCAGAAGAAAUCGGACAAGACUACUUCAAUGAUCUAAUCUCCAGGUCAUUUUUUCAGCUUUCAUCAAGUCCCUAUGGAACUACUUUCAUCAUGCAUGACCUUAUCAAUGAUUUAGCAAGCUUUGUAUCCGGAGAAUUUUGUCUUAGGUGGGAGGGAAGUGAUUCACCCGACAUUUUGAGCAGGACUCGUCAUUUUUCAUAUAAGAGAUAUUAUGAUCAUACUGAUAACAUUAGGAUAUUUGAGGAUUUACAGCAAGCUAAAUAUUUGCGUACCUUUCUGAUGAACGUAACUUCAAGCAAAGGAUUAGAUGAGCUGCUACCAAGAUUACAGUGUCUAAGAAUGCUCAAUUUAUCAGGGCGUAUAGGGGAAUUGCCUGAUUCUAUUAACAACUUGAAGCUUCUUAGGCACUUGGACUUGUCUUACAGUUUCAUCAAAAAGUUGCCUGAUACAAUUUGUACUUUGUAUAACUUGCAAGUAUUGUUGUUGUCAAACUGUUGGGCCCUUACUGAACUGCCAGCCAACUUGGGAAGAUUGAUCAACUUGAGCCAUCUGGAUACUACAGGUAUAAUGUUAAAAAAGAUGCCACCGGAUAUGGGUAACUUGAAAGACCUCCAGAUGCUACCCGAGUUUGUUCUAGACAAAAGUACCGCAGGGGAUAAUUUGCCAGAGUUAAAGAAGCUUCAAAAUUUGCGUGGAGGACUUUGUAUCUCAAGGCUUGUGCAUAGCAGCGGUUUGGAGGCCUACAUACUGAGGGACAAGAAGUUUCUUAAGGAACUGGUUUUGGAUUAUUGGAGAGGAUGGGAUGUAAGUGAAGAAGAAGCAGAGUCUUACGAUUUGGUGGAGGCAAAAUGGGAUUCAAGUGAAAAAAGCAAUACUACUGUAGAACAAAGAGAAGUGCUUGAGAAGCUCCAACCUCACCUGAACCUGGAAAGGCUUACAAUUAAAAGUUAUGGAGGCAAAAUGUUUCCAGGUUGGUCGGAAUAUUAUUCUUCCUCUGCUCUUGUUUCUCUUAAACUUGUUAAUUGUCAGAAUUGUAUCUCCUUGCCACCAUUGGGACAGCUACCUUCCCUCAGAGAACUUUUUAUUUCUGGGUUGAGUGGGUGGCAAGAAUGGUCUGAUGUUGGAGGUGGCAAUAAUGAAUGCGGGGUUUUUCCUAAUCUUGUUCAACUUGAAGUAUAUGAGUGUCCCAAUCUUACCGGGAGAUUAGCGUCAGACAAUCUCCCAUCUCUUGUGUCUUUGACGGUAUGGAGUUGCCCAGAAUUCGAAUGUUUUCCGGAAGAUGGAUUCCCGUCAAAGUUAAAAUCACUUGACAUCAUCGGCUGUACAAAAGUGAAUGCAAAGAGAGUGCAGAAUCUGAACAAGGGUCUCCGAACACUCACCUCUCUUGAAGAAUUGUCACUUGAUUUUGACUGCGACGAAAAAGUAGAUUGGUUUGCGGAGGAGCAGGAGGGGCUGUUUCCCAGCACUCUCACACAUCUCAAGAUCUGCCGUCUGAAUUGUGAGACCAUCGACGGCGCCAAGUGGUUUUGCCAUCUCAACUCUCUUCGAGAAUUGUUCAUUAGGAAUUGCCCUGCUCUGCGGUGCUUGCCAGAUAGUGGGCUACCCUCUUCUCUUUCUCGUCUAAAAAUCAUUGAAUGUCCUUUGCUUGAGAAACGGUGCCAAAGAGAGACGGGUGAAGACUGGCCCAAGAUUGCUCACAUCAAGUGCAUAACUAUCGGUUGGCCAUGUCUCGGAGGGCUUGCAUUCUGAUCAAUUUGGCCAUGUCUCAGAGGGCUUGCAUAUUCUGCGUGUAAGAUCCUAUUGUUUGAACUCAUUGUUGAUUUCACAGUUCUAGGGUCAUGCUUGAACUCAUGAUCGAUGGGUUUGACAAGGACAUGCAAUAUGAAGGAGAAACAGACCAUUUCCAUUUGCUACGCAGUUUCUUGAUAUGUUAAGACAGAGAUGGGCCAAGGUUAAGAUUGCUCGCAGGACCAAUAUUGCCAUGUCUUGAUGUCUGAUUUCUUCUCUUCUUAUCUGAACUUGCAGACUGUUCUUUAUCUACUCCACUCAUUCACACAGACACUUCUAGAGUUUCCAAGCAGAAUGAAAAUCACAGAGAGAUGAGAGCCAAUUUUGGGUCAGGAUCAAGCUAGUAGUGAUGUUUAUGUGUUUUUGUUGCCAGUGCGAUAUCAGCUCCCUGGAUUUUACAAGUUUACAACUAUAUGCAGUGCUGCCGCUAAAGCAUCUCAUAAUACUUGUAGCUGUUGGACUCUCAUAAAUUUGAGGUCAUCCGGAAUUGAAAAAUGACCUUAAAGGUUGUGGCAAUUUAUUAUCUCAGGAGCAAUAAAUUUUGUUAGCCGAAUCUUGGUUCUGUAUAUGGGCAAAAGAUACAUGAGGACCACCAGUUUUGCAUCCUCACUGAACAGAACUCGGUCUCCAUCCUUUUUCUCAUGUCACAGCAAGGAAAUUCUUUGGCAGACUAUCAACUCACUGACCCUUUAGGACAUUCUGGAGGGCCACGAGAAGUGUCUUUACUAUUGUUACUUCACCCUCACAUAGCUGGGAAAACUUUUGCAGUGAUGUCAAGAUUACUAUCAGCGGCUUCAAAUGUCAAGGAGCAGACAUAGAAAUAGUACAAAGAGGCAUUUUGCAGUCGGCAGUAUGUAUUAGCUCUAUCUACACCAGAAGAUAUGUGCAUUCAGCAGCAACUAGUUCUGUCUAUACUAGUAGACAGUACCAAACUUUUUUGUUUCUGUAUAAAUGAAUUGAGCAGUUCUUCAGAUAUAUGAUUUUGUUGAAAUUGCAAAUCAAAUCAAUGAUGCAACUGUUGGAUUGGAGGUCAUCUAGAUGGCAAUCACGUUUUUUCUUCUUUUACUUUCUACCUAUUGCAGGCUAUACAUAUAGCUAGGCAAUUUAGUUUGAAUAAGUUUCACUGCAUAUUUAUUGUUUUCUCAUUUGCAUGGUGUAGUAAGUCAAGUUGUACCAUAGACAAUGCAUUCAAUGCUUUGUCUGCUAUGUUUUGUAAGAAUCCCUAUACAAGGGAUGAGCUAGUACGUGUUGUAAUCAUCCCAAUUAACUCAUUCAAGAGUUCAUCAACAAGAUAGCAGUAGCUUGUCUUCCA
Molecule: messenger RNA, 5150 nt
Organism: Rosa rugosa (rugosa rose)
Lineage: Eukaryota; Viridiplantae; Streptophyta; Magnoliopsida; Rosales; Rosaceae
Product: putative disease resistance RPP13-like protein 1
Exons: 7
Coding region: 170-3799 (1209 amino acids)
Biological process (GO): signal transduction; defense response to other organism
Molecular function (GO): ADP binding
Source: RefSeq, a predicted model, not a curated record